AUUUUUAAUACUUAUUCAUAUAUACUUUUUUUUGUAAUUUAUUGUUUUAGUUUUCCUACUGGGGCAGAGUGGGAGAGAAAAAAUAUUUAUGAUAUAUAUCAAAGCAUAAUUUCCAUCCCCCAUCAUCUUCACUAGUUUUCAUACAUAUAAAGUACAGACAUACAGACAGACAAGCGGUCAACCGAGUCCCGUAUACCUUCGUUUUUUGUUCUUCGUUCUUCGUUUCAUUUUUAUUUUUUGCGCUUUGAGCCUUUCUUAUUAUUUUCAUUUUCAUUUUCAUUCUUUUAUGUGGAACGAGGACUUUGGUAGAAGACUGCGCUCGGCGCCGCUCCACAGCACAUCUUUAAGCGAGACAGCAUUGCAGCAUGCGGAAGACACAGCAGUAAAAGAAACACAUGUUCCACAAACACAAACACAAGCACAGGCGCUAGGCCAGCAAAGCAGUAAGCGCCGCACAAGAGUAUCAUCCAGAACCAUAGCACCUUUGCAAAGCAGACCGCGGAGAAGCAGAAGCAGCAGCAGCAGCCACAGCCGCAGCCGCAGUCGGGCAACAAUUCUUUUACCAACCAAGAAAACACAGUCUCUGGACUCGAUUCCCACAGAAAUCAAAGGCGCAGUGACACGGUCAAUGGCGCGCAAGCUCGAACAGCAAGAAACUAGCGCGGCGACUAAGCCUCAGCAGCCGCCAGAAGAACCGACUUUGCAGCAGCCAGAAUCCCACGAUCCAGAAGAGGACAUGCCCAGAUCACUGGCGAGUUACAUGCGGCGGUCAUCGCAGUUCAACUACGACCGGUUCAUUCCAACACACACAUCGGAUCUGCGCCCGUUUGAGCAUAAGCUGCCCACCGCGUCUCCUGCUUUCUCCCGCGCGCCCAUAACAGCCCACCCAAACUCUGCCCAAAUCAACGAGGCCAACCGCACAUACGACGCGCUUUUGCGCUCCGAGCUGCUAAACGACCGCUCAUCGCACUCAGACUUCAACGCUGCACAACGAAUGCGCGCCAGCAGCCCGCCACCAUCGAGACGCCCGACGUCAAGACGUGAUCUCAUUGGGUUGUCGCCAAGACUAUUGCCCUCAUUGGUGCCGUGGAGCGGCGGCACAUCGGGUGGAAGCAGCAGUCGGCCGGGGACGCCGCCCAGCAGCCCGCCUAUUUUUGCAUUUCGGUCGCCGCGCAAGACCGCAUUGGCAUCCACCGGCACGCCAACAACAGGGCGUAUUUUCGCACACGCGUCGUCCGCCCACGACGUCUACCGAUUGAGCAGCGUGAGCUCUGCGGCGCAGCGCAUCCUCAAGCAGCAGCCGAAGCCGCGCAUAAUCAGUCCGGAUCCAAUCAAGGUCCUAGAUGCGUCGGGGAUCAGCGACGACUUUUACCUUAAUCUAAUCGACUGGUCGGCAUCCGAUUACUUGGCCGUGGCCCUAGGCAGCGCCGUGGUCAUUUGGGACGCGCGCACCAGCAAUACCAAGCACCUCUGCGACACUGGAAUUGACACCGUGACCUCUGUACGCUGGGGCGACAAUGGCCGGCAACUGGCCAUUGGACUGCACUCCGGCAUUGUCCAGCUCUGGGACCCGACAAGCGCCCAGCUUCUCCGCACCUUUACUACCCACUCGCGCCGCGUUGGCACCCUUGACUGGAACGGCCCCGUGGUGAGCUCCGGCAGCCGCGACCGACGCAUACACAACCAUGAUUCACGCAUGCGCCAGGGCGCCCUUGUGUCCACGUACCACGGCCACACGGCGGAGGUCUGCGGGCUGCGCUGGAGCCCCCAUUGCAGCAGGCAGUUGGCGAGCGGCGGAAAUGACAAUUUGGUGCUUUUGUGGGAUACCAGGUAUACGCCCUUGGACGUGCGCGUGCACGCGAGGCAUCCUGAGAUAGCACCUGUCGCGGAGGUGUUCCGUCAGCCGUUGUUCCGCCUGGACGCGCACACAGCGGCAGUCAAGGCCCUGGCAUGGUCACCAACGCAGCCCGGCCUGCUGGCCAGCGGUGGCGGUACCAGCGACUGCUGCAUCCGCAUGUGGAACACCACAACGGGCACCCCCGUGUCUUCGCACAAGACAGACUCACAGGUGUGCAAUUUAUGCUGGGCACCCGAUGGAUCAGAGCUCAUCAGCACCCAUGGGUAUGUGAACAACCACGUUGUUGUUUGGAGGUACCCGCAGAUGGCGCCCUUGGCUGUGCUAUCUGGUCAUAGUAAGCGUGCUGUGUAUUUGGCACAAAGCCCAAAUGGCCAAACUAUUGCUACGGCGUCUGGGGAUGAGACUAUUCGCUUUUGGAAUGUGUUCCCAAAAACAAAACCUGAGGCGCGUGUUUCAAAGACAGAUGCUACCAGAGUGCUUGCGAAUUUGCCUACUGGUAUUACCCGCGGAUUGGCGCUCACUGUUAGUGGAGGAGCGCUGGACGAUCUAGCACACAUGCGGUAGAUUUUUCAUUAUGUUUUCAAGCUAAUUGGUGUGGCAUUCAGAAUACAUUAAAUUAUUUAUACAUAUUGGUUAUAACAGUGGAAGUGUUUUUUCUUCCUGUUCUGUCGCGAAGCAGUCAGCAAAUGUGGUG
Messenger RNA from Kickxella alabastrina, 2552 nucleotides. Its product is annotated as WD40-repeat-containing domain protein. The transcript has a single exon. NCBI's taxonomy places the organism in Eukaryota, Fungi, Kickxellomycota, Kickxellomycetes, Kickxellales, Kickxellaceae. Bases 287 to 2422 code for a protein of 711 amino acids. The record is from RefSeq and is a predicted model, not a curated record. Gene Ontology annotation, cellular component: anaphase-promoting complex. Gene Ontology annotation, molecular function: anaphase-promoting complex binding; protein binding; ubiquitin ligase activator activity. Gene Ontology annotation, biological process: positive regulation of ubiquitin protein ligase activity; positive regulation of anaphase-promoting complex-dependent catabolic process; anaphase-promoting complex-dependent catabolic process.